Messenger RNA from Caenorhabditis sp. 36 PRJEB53466, 654 nucleotides. NCBI's taxonomy places the organism in Eukaryota, Metazoa, Nematoda, Chromadorea, Rhabditida, Rhabditidae. The record is from the annotation of a GenBank genome assembly.
AUGAUGGCCAUGGUGAAUAAAGUGCUCGACUGGAUUCGCAGUCUUUUCUGGAAGGAGGAGAUGGAACUGACUCUAGUCGGUCUUCAGAAUUCUGGAAAGACCACUUUCGUCAAUGUGAUUGCUGUAUGUUUUUAAAAGCUAGAAGAAUACUGAAAGAUUACUAAAAUGUUUUGCAGAGCGGCCAAUUCACCGAGGAUAUGAUUCCUACUGUCGGCUUCAACAUGAGAAAGAUUACGAAAGGUAACGUUACUAUCAAGUUGUGGGAUAUCGGAGGCCAACCUCGUUUCCGUUCGAUGUGGGAGAGAUAUUGUCGCGGUGUGAACGCCAUUGUCUUCAUGGUCGAUGCGGCCGACGAGGAGAAGCUGGAGCCGUCUCGUAACGAGCUGAUGCAGCUUCUCGACAAGCCGCAGCUCGAUGCAAUCCCGGUGUUGGUGCUGGGAAAUAAGAAGGACUUGCCAGGAGCGUUGGACGAAAGACAGCUUAUCGAGAGAAUGAACCUUUCCUCGAUCCAAAACCGCGAGAUCUGCUGCUACUCAAUUUCAUGCAAAGAAAAAGAGAAUAUUGGUAGGGCUUUGUUUCUUUCUAGCAAUUUAUUUAUGAUUUGCAGACAUUACUCUUCAAUGGCUUAUCGAUCACUCGAAGUCUCAGCGCUAA